CGAAGGGGGGAGUGUACCACAAUGUUGCAAUAAAAUCUUCAACUGUAGCCUUUUGGCUGUCUGUUUAAACACAUAAAUCUACAGUAUAAGUCACAAGUCAUGGUUGUUCUUCUCGGGUGGCUGUGGCAUUUAGUGGAAAGUUGAAGUUGUAUUGACUGUGGACCCCGUGUUCUCUCAUCCCUCCCCUCAGCACUGGGACAUGGCUCGCUCUGGCUGCAGCCUCUGUCUCCGGGAUGGUUCACGCAGCUCGGGCGCUUGCACCUCUCUGCUCACAGCUCCCACCAUGGGCAUCUGCUGGAUAUUGUGGAUAUUGCGUGCUGUUUCUGCCCUGGAAGAAACCCUGAUGGAUUCAACAACAGCAACAGCUGAGCUGGGUUGGACAGCGCAUCCUCCUUCUGGAUGGGAAGAAGUCAGUGGAUACGAUGAGUCUAUGAACACAAUAAGGACGUACCAAGUCUGCAAUGUGUUUGAAGCCAGCCAGAACAAUUGGUUGCGCACCAAAUACAUCAAGCGGAAAGGGGCUAAACGUAUUCAUGUGGAGAUGAAAUUUUCUGUGCGGGAUUGUAGCAGCAUUCCCAAUGUUCCUGGCUCUUGUAAAGAAACAUUCAAUCUCUAUUAUUAUGAAUCUAAUACAGAUUCGGCAACCAAGAUCACUCCAUACUGGAUGGAAAAUCCCUGGAUGAAAGUUGAUACGAUUGCAGCAGAUGAAAGUUUUUCCCAGGUGGAUCUGGGAGGAAGGGUGAUGAAAAUAAACACGGAGGUCCGUAGUUUUGGUCCAGUAUCAAAGAAUGGCUUUUACUUGGCAUUUCAGGAUUAUGGAGGAUGCAUGUCCCUAAUUGCAGUCAGGGUCUUCUACCGAAUGUGCCCACUGGUGAUCAAAAAUGGGGCAGUUUUCCAGAAGACACUAUCUGGAGCAGAAAGCACAUCCCUUGUAGCAGCACGUGGGAGCUGUAUCCCGAAUGCUGAGGAAGUGGAUGUGCCAAUCAAACUGUACUGUAACGGAGACGGCGAGUGGAUGGUCCCAAUUGGGCGCUGCAUGUGUAAAGCUGGCUACGAGUCUGUGGAGAAUGGCACUGUGUGCCAAGGUUGUCCGCCUGGAUCAUUUAAACCAAACCAAGGAGAAGAACCCUGUUUGAGCUGUCCAAUCAAUAGUAGAACUACAUCUGAAGGUGCCACAAACUGUAUUUGCAGGAAUAAAUACUAUCGGGCAGACAACGACCCAUCAGAUAUGCCAUGCACAACGACACCCUCAGCCCCAUUGGGAGUUAUCUCCAGUGUGAAUGAAACAUCCCUGAACUUGGAGUGGUCUGCUCCUCAUGAGACAGGUGGCCGGGAAGACGUGGUUUACAAUGUGAUCUGUAAGAGUUGCAAUGCAGGCCGCAGCACCUGCACUCGAUGUGGAGACAAUGUGCAGUUUGUGCCACGUCAGUUGGGUUUGACUGAGCCUCACGUUUACAUCAGCGACCUGCUUGCCCACACACAGUAUACCUUCGAGAUCCAGGCUGUGAAUGGAGUGUCAGAUCAGAGCCCUCACCCACCUAAAUUUGCUGCUGUCAAUAUUACCACCAAUCAAGCUGCUCCAUCUGCAGUGUCAUUUAUACACCAAGUGAGUCGUACAGUGGACAGUGUUACAUUAUCUUGGUCUCAGCCUGACCAGCCCAAUGGAGUGAUCCUAGAUUAUGAACUCCAAUAUUAUGAAAAGGAUCAAAGUGAGCACAAUUCUUCAACUGUGAAGAGCCAGACAAACACAGCCACCAUCCGCAGCCUCCGCGCUGGCACCAUCUAUGUUUUCCAAGUGCGAGCACGGACAGUGGCCGGUUUUGGCCAAUACAGUGGAAAGAUGUAUUUUCAGACAAUGACAGAAGCUGAAUACCAGACUAGUCUACAGGAAAAGCUUCCUCUCAUCAUUGGAUCAGCAGCUGCUGGGCUGGUCUUCAUAAUCGCUGUGGUAGUCAUACUCAUCGUUUGCAACAGGUCACUUAUCUUCUGCCCAGUCUCCCAGCUUCAAGAUCAAGGUUUCCAGUUCCAACAAGGGUCAAGCUUCCGGCUCGAAGGUCCAUCCUUCCAAGCUCCCAGGAGACGAGGUUUCGAGCGGACAGAUUUGGAAUAUACAGAUAAACUGCAACAUUACACGAGCGGCCAUGUGACACCUGGUAUGAAGAUCUAUAUUGAUCCAUUCACUUAUGAAGAUCCUAAUGAGGCUGUAAGGGAAUUUGCCAAAGAGAUUGACAUAUCCACUGUGAAGAUCGAACAGGUCAUUGGUGCAGGAGAAUUUGGAGAGGUUUGCAGUGGGCUUCUCAAGUUACCCGGAAAAAGGGAAAUUUUUGUGGCCAUCAAGACCUUAAAAUCUGGUUAUACAGAGAAACAGAGACGGGACUUCCUGAGUGAAGCAAGCAUCAUGGGUCAGUUUGAUCAUCCCAAUGUCAUCCAUUUGGAAGGAGUUGUCACCAAAAGCAGCCCAGUGAUGAUCAUCACAGAGUUCAUGGAGAAUGGAUCAUUGGACUCCUUUCUCCGGCAAAAUGAUGGACAAUUUACAGUUAUUCAGCUUGUUGGCAUGCUUCGUGGAAUUGCUGCCGGGAUGAAAUAUUUGGCAGACAUGAGCUACGUACACAGAGAUCUGGCUGCUCGUAAUAUUCUCGUCAACAGCAACCUUGUAUGUAAGGUUUCCGAUUUUGGACUGUCCAGGUUCUUAGAAGAUGAUACAUCAGAUCCAACGUACACAAGUGCUUUGGGAGGCAAGAUUCCAAUACGGUGGACAGCACCAGAGGCCAUUCAAUAUAGGAAGUUCACAUCAGCCAGUGAUGUCUGGAGUUAUGGCAUAGUCAUGUGGGAAGUGAUGUCAUACGGGGAGAGACCUUACUGGGAUAUGACCAAUCAAGAUGUGAUCAACGCUAUCGAACAAGAUUAUCGUCUCCCUCCACCCAUGGACUGUCCAACAGCUCUCCAUCAAUUAAUGCUUGAUUGCUGGCAGAAGGAACGCAACAAUAGGCCCAAAUUUGGACAAAUUGUGAAUACCUUGGAUAAAUUGAUCAGAAAUCCAAAUAGUCUAAAAGCUGUGACUCCACUGACUUCAGGGGUAACCCUCCCAUUACUGGACCGCACAGUUCCUGACUUUUCCAGCUUCACAACAGUUGCUGAAUGGUUGGAGGCCAUCAAGAUGGGUCAAUAUAAAGAUAACUUUUCUAAUGAAGGCUUCACGUCAUUUGACCAUGUGUCUCAAAUGACAUCAGAGGAUAUCCUUCGGGUUGGUGUCACCUUGGCAGGACAUCAGAAGAAAAUUUUGAACAGUAUUCAGAUGAUGCAAGCACAGAUGAAUCAAAUUCAGUCAGUGGAAGUCUGAUAGCAACUGUGGUCUGCUUCACUGUGGUUCUGAAUGAGCUUAAUUCAGGAAACAAUGAGACAUUGACUAUAUUCAACUGGGAUCUUCACCAUGCAAAGUCCUUUUAAGAACUUUAUGAAGACAAGAAUGGCUCCUAAAGAAACGCAAAUGAUCUUUGAUAUGAAAAAGUCCUUCAAAAGGAUUCAAGGGAUAAAUGUACAACUAUACCAGGAGCAACACAUUUAACCCAGAAUCACCUAAUUCAACAGACUCCCUGUGUGAUUACCUUUAAUUGUCUUUUCCCACCAACAAACACAAAACAGAAAAAAUAUAUGAUAUUAACAUACAACUCUGGUACAUGGUUCAGAAUACUUCAACUGCCAUAUAUCUGCAAAAAGACUUCAGGGAUUUGGGAAAGGAAACAUUUUAAGGCUGGAUCCUUCCAUUUAAGAAAAAUGUCUUUCUAAGGAGAAAUAAAAGCUCUUCAUACUAAACUUACAACAAUAAAGAAAGGAUUGACUAGUUUACUUUAGGGAAAUUGAACCUGAAAUGGUUCUUUUUCUCUGACAGUGACUUGUUUAAUAGAAAUUGUAAGCUUGGCAGCUCUUUCUACUGUCAACAUUGCAGUAAUGUCACCAUGCCAUACAGUAUCUUUUCUCACUAAUACUGUGAUUUGCUACUGGAGUUUAGAAGAAGAUGCUACAUUGAAUUUAUUCUUACAAAAAGUCAAACUGUUCACCAAUUCUUUUACAUUUUAAUAUUUCUUUGUUGUGUACAGCAAGUAUUUAUUGAUUGGGAGUUUAAAGCAUGACUUCCCACCGGCUCUCUCAUUUUUUGACUGAAAAUCCUAUUCGACUUUAUAAGUAGUUAGAACUUAAAGCAGUUAAAAGGCUCUGCUAUAGUUUGGAUAAACAUCAGCUGGUAACAUAACAGGCUGGUUGUCUGAUCCAUAUGGUAUACUUAUCUAAGAGUGCCUUUCCUCCAAAAGCUUUGGAACACAAUCUAAGAUGUAAUGACAUCCACUGAAUAUCAAUUUUGUGGCAAACCAUCUAAUCCCACAGUGUCAUUGAAACAACAAACCAAUCCCACCAUCCCAAUAACAAUCUAAUCCCACAGUGUCAUUGAAACAACAAACCAAUCCCACCAUCCCAAUAACAAUCUAAUCCCACAGUGUCAUUGAAACAACAAACCAAUCCCACCAUCCCAAUAACAAUCUAAUCCCACAGUGUCAUUGAAACAACGAUAACAAAUCAUAAUCGCAAAUUAUUACACUCUGCUUUAUGAAUCGUUUUGUUAUAUAAGCAACAUCUAUGCCAAAAGGAAUGCAGAGGUGGUAUUCAGGAAACAUUGGACAUUGGACAUGACUGACUGGACAUGAUAGUGAGAGUCUUCAUCCAUCUCUCAGUGAACUCAGUUUUACCCAUCUCCCUGGCAAGAAGUGAAGGAACAUAAGGACAGACCAAAUUGUGAGGAGAGAAAGUGAUUUAUUUACAACGUUAAUGUAAAACUGGAAAUGUCCUGAAGUAAAUCAAAAUGAUUUCAUCACUAAAUUUCUAAUAUCUACCCCAUUUAUUUUGUAAGAUUUUAAUCAAAAACAAAGGCUCACAACCUUCAUAAUUAUACAAACCCCAUUAAUCUCCCAAUACAGUAUAGUAUAAUACUAGUGUGGUUCUAAAGUGCAUUUAACAGAGGAUAUCUGCAGAAACACAAAGCAUUGUGCAGAAAGUUUGCUGACAGUUUGUAGAAUCUGUCAAAUGAUGAAGUGAAAGUGAGAAUUUAGAGAGACUGAAGGAGGAGCUUUGGAGAUUUGUUGGUGUCUGAAACUUUCCUUCAGGACACAUUCCAGGAAGUGCUUACUCUGAAGAGUAAGAGUUCAGAAGGAUAGUGCGUAAAGAAAGAUACAGUCAGUACAGGAAUCCUCUGGGAUUGUAAAGCCAAUUUUCAAUGCUGAAUAUGAGUGAGGAUGACAAAAUCUUGAGGAAGUGAAACAGAAUAAAAACUAUGGAGCAAAUCACUUUAUAGAGGGCACAACAAAUGUCAUGAGUUGGGUGUAAAUCUACAACCACAAUCCCAUUAUGUUGUAUUUCUCUGUUAUUGGGUUAAAAUUCAUCACCAAGUAAGUGCAAAAUACUUCAAGGGGAUGAAGGAGAAAUCCAGAAGUGUAUAGAUACACUUCUGGUACUGUACAUGUCAAAAACAGAGGAUUAUUUUCUUCACAUAGAGCUUCAGGAGCUGAGAAGGAAAUUAAAGAGCAAAGCCUCUAACAUAAAUAUCUCAGAAUUAUUCCCUGUACCAGAUAUUGGCCAAUAUCUAGCAAUUUGCUAGAGGUUUUAAACUGACUUGACAAGAUGGGUGUGCAUUAAAUGAAAGAUUAGAGAGAAGAAACCAGCAAUGUAGAUGACAUGCAGAAUCAUCUGCCAGUAGGAUAAAUAAUAGUUCAGAUAUAGGAACCAUAGGAUGGAAAAUACCAGGUGGUACCAGGUGUAAAGAAAUGUAAGUAACAUUAGUCUGUUCAGAUAGGUUAGGUGCUGAGAUACAAGGGUCAUGCCUGCCUCAGAGACGUGUGACUGUGAACUUAUCAUUGCUGACCUCAAACUAUUUAGGAAAUGAUUAAAAGGCUUGUGAUCAGUGACAGUGAUGCUCAAGAAAACUGUUUUAAUGCUGGAGUAUGGUCAUGAAACCAAAAAUUUGGUUGCAGUUAAGGGACAGUAUCACGUUAGUGGAUCUAAACAGUGCGUCUAUAAAGAAUGAGGUAAUAGACGAACAUUUUUUAAAACUCAGUUUAUAAUUCAGUAAUUCAGAUACCCUCCCACCCCAUGGCUUACAAAAUCUUCAAUAGUAGCUGCAAAUAUCCAAUUAUCCAUGGAAACCCCAUAAACCCUCAACAUUACCCAGUGAUUCCCAAAUACUUAAUUAUUUGGAGUUUGUGAACCCCAGGAUUUCAUACUUUUGCACAACUCUUUUCACUUGUACUGCAGAAUCUUCAAAUCUCUCCUCAUAUCUAGAUUGUAGAUUGUAUUGGGCACACAACUGAAUACUUAAUUAUUUUUACCCAAUAAGAUAUUCAAGUCUUCAUUUAGACCCCAUAUUCCAUUAUAAUUCCAUUAUGACUCACCACAUAAAUCUGUCUGCAUACCUUUUCAAUUCCUUCCAAUUUACACAUAUCGACUCCAUUCAUUUGAUAAUCUUGCCUUUUAUAAAUGUCAUAAUCUUGUGCUGAAUGCAACUGAGAUUUGGUAAGAGUACAGUGAUGAGAUGAGGUGUAAAUUGCAAGUGUAAAUCACAGUAAAUGUUCAAGUAUUAUCAAAAAAAUCGGAUCCAAAGUAAACCAUCCAAAUCUAACUUUAGAUGGAAUCAGAUCACAUUAAACAGAAAUACAUUUAUACUCAGAAAUAUAGAGCCAUAAAACAAUAAAAAUAUAUCUGAUGAGAGGAAAUUUUAUGUUGGAAAUCAAAACUGUCCUUGAGGGAAAAGGGUUAGAGUUGAGAAUCAGAAAACUCAUUAGAGCUUACUGUUCACCUCCAAAUUCUGAAAGAGAAUAGGAAAACAGUUGCAGGGAAAAUACUGAGAUGAUAAGAAUGUAGGAGUCCCUCACUUGGCCCCACUAGCUUGCUUGCUGAUUUGAUCUUGGCUUCAAAAACACUUUUCCUGCCUAUUCUCCAUAACCCUUAUGAAAUCCAAAAAUUCAGUCUUGAACAUAUCUGUAGAACAGAAUUCCAAAGACUAGUGAUCCUCUCUGAAUGAAAAUUGUAUCCCCUCAAUGGGGGGGGGGGCCUCCCCUUAUUACAGAACUUCUAGCUUCCCACAAAAAUGCUUCCCAUCUCAGCAUGUAUCCUGUCAAGCCCCUUUAAAAUUUUACAGUUCUAAAUAAACUACUCUUCCAAACCUUCAAGAUGUCUGUUUGCUCUUUUCUCAUAACCAAUAACCACAGAGAUCAACGAGUAAAGCUUUCUGAACCUCUUCCAAUGAAAGCAUAACCAGCUUUAAUAAAGAGACCAAGACUAUGUCAUUUCACCAGUGUUCUGGGCAGUUGUAACAAGACUUUGCUACUUUUAUAUUCCAUUGCCCUGGCCAAUAUACUACUUACUCUCCUGAUUUGUUUUCAUGCUAAAUUUUUGUUGUUAAUGUAUACCCAAAUUCUUUUCGCUGCAACAUUUUAAAAGUCUCGUCCUCAUUAACUUGCCCCAUAAAAAAUAAUGCUUUCUGUUCUUCCAAAGUUGACAAUACUCACAUUUUCCCACAUUAUACCAAAUUUGUGAAUACUUUGCCUAGUCAUUUCCACGCUUUGCAUUCCUCUCUCAAUUUGUUUUCAUACCAAAUUUGGCUCCAAUAUCCCUUCAUCAAAGUCUUUUACAGUCUGCCAACAGAAAAAUGGCCCUUAUAUUCUGACACUUUAUUUCCUGUUAGUUAGCCAAUUACCUAUCAUACAUAAUCCUCAAUGUGUCAUAUCGAAUGACUUUUGGAAAUACAACAUCUGUUGGUUCACUUUUGUCAA
Stegostoma tigrinum is the source of this 7814-nucleotide messenger RNA. Its product is annotated as ephrin type-B receptor 2. The transcript is spliced from 17 exons. Gene Ontology annotation, molecular function: transmembrane-ephrin receptor activity; protein binding; ATP binding. Gene Ontology annotation, cellular component: plasma membrane; neuron projection. Lineage: Eukaryota; Metazoa; Chordata; Chondrichthyes; Orectolobiformes; Stegostomatidae. The record is from RefSeq and is a predicted model, not a curated record. The coding region runs from base 200 to 3340 and encodes 1046 amino acids. Gene Ontology annotation, biological process: protein phosphorylation; central nervous system projection neuron axonogenesis; axon guidance.